CAGGGAUAGGGCCCGGUCAGGAGAAGCCAGACGCACGGGAGGACCUGGCAUUUGCCCUCCUCUCUGGAGGUUCAGUAUGAAUUUGUGUCGUCCAGACCCACCAGAGCUGAGUCAGAUUGAAGCUGAGGAGCUCCAGAAGAUCCAGUGGCAUCGGAAACAGCUUCUGGAGGACAUCCAGAAGCUAAAAGAUGAAAUUGCAGAAGUAUUUGCCCAGAUCGACUGCUUCGAGAAUGCAGAGGAGAGUCGCCAGGCCCAGAAAGAAAAAGAACUAUGCAUUGGCAAGAAGAAAUUCAACAUGGACCCCAGCAAGGGGAUCCAGUAUCUUACUGAACACAAGCUUCUCUCCUCCAAUAUAGAAGAAAUCGCCCAGUUUCUAUAUAAAGGGGAGGGGCUCAAUAAGACGGCCAUCGGGGACUACCUGGGGGAGAGGGAUCCAUUCAACCUCAAGAUCCUUCAGGCCUUUGUGGACUUACAUGAGUUUGCCAACCUCAACCUAGUUCAGGCGCUGAGACAGUUUUUGUGGAGCUUCAGGCUUCCUGGGGAAGCCCAGAAGAUCGAUCGGAUGAUGGAGGCCUUUGCAGCACGUUACUGCCUCUGCAACCCAGAUGUCUUCCAGUCCACAGACACUUGCUAUGUCCUGUCUUUCUCUGUCAUCAUGCUCAACACCAGUCUGCACAACCCCAAUGUCCGGGACAAGCCCCCCUUUGAACGAUUUGUGUCCAUGAACCGAGGGAUCAAUGAAGGUGGAGACCUGCCUGAAGAGCUUUUGAAGAAUCUCUUUGACAGCAUUAAGAGUGAGCCCUUCUCCAUCCCAGAGGACGAUGGGAACGACCUCACUCACACCUUCUUCAAUCCAGACCGGGAAGGCUGGCUCCUCAAACUGGGUGGAAGAGUAAAGACUUGGAAGCGCCGUUGGUUCAUCCUGACAGAUAAUUGCCUCUACUACUUUGAGUUCACCACGGAUAAGGAGCCCCGAGGCAUCAUCCCAUUGGAGAAUCUCUGUGUCCAAAAGGUGGAUGACCCCAAGAAGCCGUUUUGCCUGGAGCUCUAUAACCCCAACUGCAAAGGCCAGAAGAUCAAAGCAUGCAAGACAGAUGGAGAUGGGAAGGUCGUAGAAGGGAAGCACCAAUCCUACAAGAUCUCUGCCUCGAGCCCUGAGGAGAGGGAUGAGUGGAUUAAAGCCAUAAGGGCCAGCAUCACCCGUGUGCCAUUCUAUGAUCUGCUCUCUGCUAGAAAAAAGAAGAUCACCAGCAAACAAUGAGCAACCAUUGGGUUGCCACUUUGUCCUUUGAGGGCUGAGGUGACCUGUGAUACCAGCAGGCCCUGGAGACAACCGCCUGCCUCAUCCUCUCCUACCUCAGCCUCCCCCAUCCCACUUUCCCAAAGGCUCCACUGGAGCUGAAAGGAGUAGAAGUAGAAAUGGAGAGAUGAGUGGGGGAUCAAGGAAAGAAGCCACCGUGUGGUAGAAGCUGGUCUUCCCUUCCUUGGCCUUGAAACUUCUUUGAGAUUGGCCAAGGAGGCCAUAAUAGAAUCUUGGCCUAGCAGCACUUAUCCGCAUUGGCCUGAAGAGGUUGGAAAGACUCUGGACCCCAAUCCCCAUUGUCUAGUCCAUCCUCUCUUUGGGGGGUUGACUGCAGAAAGGGGAGUAGGACUAGGCAAGCUGGGGGCUGGGAAGCCCCAGACAGGGCUCUUGGGGACCCUCAGGAAUGGCCAUAGGGCUCUGAGCCCAAAAGCUAUAGCAACUGGGGCAGAGCAACCAGGGAAAGACACCCCAUUGGGUGGGGAGUCCCCUUGGAAGGGCUCCAACUCCACUUCUGAUAUAUACUCUCUAACGUUGGACAAGUUAAUCGAUCUCUAUGAGUAGAAGUGUCCUCAUCUGUACAAGGGAGAUGACCAAGUAACCUCUGAGGUUCCUUCUAAAUUAAGGUCUAUAAUCUAAGGUCCUCUCUGAGCCUAUGACCACAACCUCCUCACUUAGUCAGGGCUUGACCUCACAGUCCCAUCAGUAUCUGCACCUCCAUACUGAUUUCCCAUCCCCAGCUAAAGGGGCCACAGAAAGACUGAGGAUACAAGUUAGCUGGCUCCCCUGCAUUGUGAGGGGCCUUGCAGUCAAGGUCAAGAAGUAGUCACAGAGACUCUUGUGUCCCACCCUGUGUGUCUGAGAUUCAAGAAAAGGAAGAAGGACAGGGCACCCCAUCCUCCAGAAGCUAACAAUCGAAUUGGACAGCCAAGUGUCAGCCACCAGCAAUAACCAAAGACAAACUAUGCCACCUCCCAAUGUUUGCAGAUUGGGGAUAUUUUUAAAGGAAUAAUAACACUCCACCCUCUGCCUCCCAGAGGCAGAUAAGGAAAGCCCUUUGGAAACUGUAAAUCACUAAAGAAAUGUCAACUAAACUAACAAUGUGGUUCAACUAACAUUGAUUAAAGGGCUAAAAUAUAGAGCUGUGGGCUAAUUAUUGGGGAGAAAUGUGGAACUUAGAUAAGACAUGGCCCUACCCCCAUGAAGUCCAGAGUCUAGUGUGGGGUGGGGCCAAGAGGGAAAUGCAUGCAGAAGGAUCCAUAAUAUAUAGUAUUCCAUCAAUAAAUUAAGAAGUUUAAAAGGCAGCAUGCAUGAUACAGUUGGAGAAGCAAUGGAUUUAGUCAAAGUGCCCAGGUUCAAAUCAAUCAACAAGCAUUUAGUAAGCACCUACUAUGUGCCAGGCACUACACAAGGGGCUAUGGGUGCAAAGACCAAAAUGGAACUCUCCUUCCCCUCAAGGUGUUUUCAUACUAUUGCAGAAGGACUUCCUGGGUGGAGCCAAGAUGGUGGAGGACAGGCAGUGACUUCUCAGAGCUCUCCCCCAAAUCCCAUACUACUGGGGAAGACUGAAUAAAUCAGAGCAAGUAUUUAGUCACAUUGGCUUCAAGCCAGGCACUGGAGGAGACAACGACAAAAUAAAAAACCCUCUCUCCCCUCAAAUAAUCCAUGUUCUAAGGGGAAAGACAAUAUGGGCACAUGCCAGACACCUAUAUAGGUACAUAAAAAACUGCUGCUUAACUACCACUGUGACCGUCAACAAAUCAUCUAACCACUCCAAGCCUCAGUUUUU
Messenger RNA from Dromiciops gliroides (monito del monte), 3089 nucleotides. RefSeq names its product cytohesin 4 (gene CYTH4). Gene Ontology annotation, molecular function: guanyl-nucleotide exchange factor activity. The record is from RefSeq and is a predicted model, not a curated record. Gene Ontology annotation, biological process: regulation of ARF protein signal transduction. NCBI's taxonomy places the organism in Eukaryota, Metazoa, Chordata, Mammalia, Microbiotheria, Microbiotheriidae. The transcript is spliced from 13 exons. Bases 77 to 1261 code for a protein of 394 amino acids.